CGCGCUUGCGCACAUCUGUGUGGGAGGAGCCAAUCCCAAAACACGUAAAUUAUUAUUAAAAAAGGCUUUUUUGUGAGUUUUCACGUGUUUGUAAGACAUCCACUCCAGAUCUGUCUGCUCUUCUGCAUACUGUUAAAAAGAAUGGCGGUAUAAUGAAAGGAAAAGUUUCAACAUGAACAGAAACAUUCAGAUUUAGAGCCAAUCACACAUUGUACAGAGAAAGAAGUAGCUGUGAAACAGUUGCCAUGGAAAUCCUACCAUGUAAGGAGGAGGAGGAAGAGGAGGAGUGUUCUGCGAUGGAGUUGCAGCAAGCAGUUGAUCCUGGCAUCAAGUCUUUAGGACGUGACAACAACAUGAUCACUACACAUUACGGGAUCUCUGGAGAAUCCAGUGAUGAGGAUGAUUACACAAUACCUGUCGGAAAUGAAGAUUGUCUGUGCUGCGUGUGUGGAGAGCAGUUCCCCUUCCUAGAUCAACUGAUGGAACACUUUAAGACGCACAAAGAUGAAGUGUGCUGUCACCUAUGUCAGACGAAUUUCAGUCGCGCAAUUUCCCUGGCAUUACACUUAAAGUACGCACAUCCUAGGUACCACCUCUUCUGUACGAUCUGUCAAGCCCCCUUUGUAAGCUCGUGGCAUCUGAAUGAGCAUCUGGAGAAUCAUCAGAAGGAACUAACAACACAUAAGAAAGAUGUGGAGUUGGUAGAUGUUAAACCUUUGAUUAAAAUGAAAGACACUGAUGACAUCAUCGAGUCCAUUAGCAUCCAGAGCUGGGACAGUAUGUUUUUGCAUGAUCAUUCAUAUUGUCUGCCUGGACAUUUGAAUGUGUCGCACAGUAAAGCGAUUCAAGUUCAAACUCGCACUUGCAUCAGAAAGUGUAAUGACAUUGUUAAAUGUUUGCCUAUGGACUCUUUAUCUGAAGGUGCACAGCAGGUUAGCAGCAGUUAUUUUACGGUGACAAGUCAGCAUGUAAAGAUUAUCUUUAAUAAAGAAGCACAAAAUAAUUCCCCCAGCACUUCACGUUCCUCAUCUCCCUCAAGCCGAUCAGAAUCAGCUUGUGAGGAGGAAUACGAGGUACCAGGUGAAGAAGAAAGCACUGACACUGCUGAUGAAGAGGAUGAUGUUCGGCAUUCUGGAGACUCGGAUUAUAGACCCGAUGAAGACCUGAGCUCCGACUCGGAAUGUUCUACAGGUUUCGACACUGAUAACUCGCAGAGUAGUUUGGAAAGCUGUCAUGAGAAGACACAUGCAAAUCAAAGUAAGAAUGCAGAGUCAUUUACCUGCUCAGGAAUAUUAGAGUCUCAGACUCCUCCAAAUUCUCAGACCAAUUGCUCUUAUGUCAAAUUUGAUUCUCAGACUCUUUCAAUUUCUCAGACAGAUUCGUCCACCAUCAAAGUUGAGCCUCAGACUCUUCCAAUUUCUCAGAUGGAUUCCUCCCCCAUCAAAUUUGGUUCUCAGACCCCUCCAACAUCUCAGACAGACUUCUUGACCAUCAAACUUGAGUCUCAAUCCCCUCCAACAUCUCCGCCAGAGUCCUCCGCCAGCACAUUUGAGUCUCAGACUCUUCCAACUUCCAGGACAGAUUCAUCCACCAGUGCAAAGAAUCUGAAUGAUUGUGAGAAAAAUCCCACUUUUUCGUGUCGUAUGUGUAAGAAGGAAUGUAAAAAUAGAGAUAACCUGCUCAAACACAUAGCUGACAAACAUCCCACUGCUGUUUAUAUCUGUGAAGGCUGCUUCAACACAUUUCCCCAGCAGGAUGCUUUCCAGAGGCAUGCCUGUUGGAAAAGACCUACAAGCCAAAUGAGCGUUUUGCUAGCCACCCCAGGAACACAGGUACCUUCCCACAUCCUAAGGCCUAAAACAUUCAAGGUUGUUCCUAUGCCAAAACUGCCCACUCCUGGUUUGUCUCCCACAGUAGCCUCCACAAAGCUUAGUCAAAACUUAAAAAGCACGAACUUAGUUCCCACUGUGACACCUGUUACUAAAAUUUAUGAAACUGUUGGUCAAACUGUAACAACGCUGCCGCAAACAACCGUCCCAACACAGACCAUGGUUGCACAACCUAAUGUUCCUGUUCAUUCAUCCACCAAAGAACGUCCCUCUUUGCCCAACCAAUCCAUGACGACCAUUCAUAUUCCUGCACCUUACAAUCCGUCUCCUCAAACUCAGAACAAAGGUUUUGUAACCCUUUCACCCACUGUAAAUUUUCCUGCACCCCAUCUAGUAACAGACAACAGUAAUAAGUCUAUACCUGCUCCAAGACAGACAUUUGUAACCAAUAUUACACCUCCUAAGUUACCUGGGAAUCCUCCUGUUCAUUCACCCUCCAUAGUGCGUGCCUCCUUUCCCAACCAAACCAGGAAGACAAUUCGUAUUCCGACCCAAACUCAGAACAAAGUUGUUGUAUCCUUUUCGCCCACUGUGCCCAAUUUCUCCGCACCCAUUCUAGUGUCAGGCAACAGUGAUAAGUCCAUACCUGCUCCAAAACAGACAACUGGGAAUCUUCCUUUUAAUUCACCCUCCAUAGUGCAUCCCUUCUUGCCCAACCAAUCCAUGACGACAGUUCAUAUUCCCAAGCCUUCCAAUCCAUCUCCUCAAACUCAGAACAAAGUUCUUGUAACCCUUUCACCGACUGUAAAUGUUCCUGCCCCUAUUCUAGUAUCAGGCAACAGUAAUAAGUCCAUUCCUGCUCCAAGACAGAAAUUUGUAGCUAUUAUUACACCUUCUCAAUUAUCUGGGAAUAUGUCUGGUCAUUCACUCUCCAUAGUGCGCCCCUCCUUGGCCAAGCAAUCUAUGACGACCAUUUGUAUUCCUACACCUUACAAUCCAUCUCUUCAAACUCAGAACCAAGUUGUUGUAUCAUUUUCGCCCACUAUGCACAAUUUCUCUGCACCCAUUUUAGUAUCAAGCAACAGCAACAAGUCCAUACCUGCUUCGAAACCUCUUAAGUUACCUGCAAAUGCCCUCGUGACUCAUGGGUCCUGUCCGACUCUGGUAAGCGCCCUUCUACAAAAGAACCAGCCUAAGGUUUCUUCGCACACAUCAUCGGCCAAGGUCAAGAAUCCUACUACAGGCUCCAUUAAAGCAGUGGCCAAAUCUCAGAGAAAAAGCAAGGAUUUAGCUCAGCAAAAAACGUGGCGCUCAAAGUCUAUCUUCCCUUGUCGUCAUUGUGGUGCUAUCUCGAGACAACCCUCACUAAGGCUACGUCAUCGCUACUUGCACCAGCGGUCGCGGUUAUAUAGAUGCAAGUGUGGAUGCUCGUUUCAGCGGCAACUUCAUUUACUGAGGCACCAGGUACAGCACGCGGAGUCUGUCCGAUUUGUUUGUGCAUGCUGUGGAAGUACAUUCAAUGGGGCACAUGAAUUGGCAAGGCACAAACAAGGGUUAAAGACUAAGCAUAGACAGUAUGCUCAAAAACAAUGCAUUUCGGCAUUUGAUUGUAUCUGUGGCAAGAUGUUUUCAAGACCCUCUGCUCUAUUGUGGCACAUGCUUAAAAAUACAAAACCCCUGAAACACACACGCAAAAAACAUGGUGGAUUGAAUGAUCCUCCCUCUGCUGUUUAAACCAGAUGUUUAAUUUUGUGUGUUUAUCUUUCCUCGCUUUUGGAUGUCUGUAUACGUUAUGGUGGUGAAUCCUAUUUGUUGACUGACGAUUGAAAGUAAAAUGUAUAAUUGUUUAAAAAGUGAUACUUUAACACCAAUAGUGCAUUUUUAUAGAUGUACUGGUAUUUUUGUUUUACCUCUAGCUUCUGUGGUGAAUGUUGUACAUAUCGUUAAAGAUGAUCAAAGAGAAACAGAGUUUUGCAUUUCUUUGAUUUAUAAACUAUAAUAGUUAAGAGGGUUUCUGUCAUACAGUACACAUGUGAUUGAUUCUAAUCAAUUUGUAAUAAAAACAAUACACACACAUAUAGAGCAUUUCAA
This is a messenger RNA of Misgurnus anguillicaudatus (oriental weatherfish), 3920 nucleotides long. RefSeq lists its product as uncharacterized. The record is from RefSeq and is a predicted model, not a curated record. Gene Ontology annotation, cellular component: nucleus. Lineage: Eukaryota; Metazoa; Chordata; Actinopteri; Cypriniformes; Cobitidae. Gene Ontology annotation, molecular function: sequence-specific DNA binding; DNA-binding transcription factor activity, RNA polymerase II-specific. Gene Ontology annotation, biological process: regulation of transcription by RNA polymerase II.